AUGAUCAUUCCAAUCGGUCGACCACUACCAUAUUACAAAUGCAGAGUUCAUGAUGAAUACGGCCAACCAACAAUGGUUGGGCAGCAAGGGGAACUUUUAGUUGGAGGUGUUGGCGUCUUUGCUGGUUAUCUUGGUCGUGAUGACUUGACGAUAGAAGCUUUAGUUGAAGUCGACGACCAAAUGUAUUACCGAACGGGCGAUCUGGUUCGGAUCGGCAUCAAUGGUCUUAUCUACUACAUCGGCCGGAAAGACUAUCAGGUGAAGUUGCAUGGACAACGAAUCGAAGCUGGUGAAAUUGAACGAUGUUUACUCGAUGCUCAUGUUACUGCCUGUGUCGUCGUUAAAUCAGAUGACGACCAUUUGGUGGCGUACGUGCAAGGAUCUGAUAACAGUGAAGAAUCCUUGAGGUCACAUUGUAGUUCUCGCCUACCUUCGUUCAUGAUUCCCUCGAUGUUUAUUGUUCUUGAUCAGCUACCUUUAAAUGCAAAUGGAAAAGUGGAUCGGAAGCGGCUUCCCACUCCUAACUUCUCUAUAGCUAAUGCAUCCACGGAAACAAGCUAUCAGGCUCCAUGCACUGAAAUGGAACAGCGUAUACAUGAUAUCUGGUGUCAAGUGUUACAAGCAGUUGCCAAGAAUAUUUCAACCACAGCAAGUUUCUUUAGUAUUGGUGGCCAUUCGUUACUCUUCAUUCAACUGUACCAUCAUUAUCAGUCAUUAUUUAGUUUUGAUAAUCAAAUGCUUGGCAUAGCACCUCUUCUUAAAAAAGCUACUAUAUCUGAACAUGCAAAAUUGCUUGAAACAAUCAAGUAUGUUAACGUGAAAUCCAAAGCAUGGGAGACACUUCAAAUCAGUGAAGGUAACAUGUUGUAUGUUUAG
Rotaria sp. Silwood2 is the source of this 876-nucleotide messenger RNA. Lineage: Eukaryota; Metazoa; Rotifera; Eurotatoria; Philodinida; Philodinidae. The record is from the annotation of a GenBank genome assembly.